AUGGACCCGCUUCAUCCUAUUCAAAGAGUAAGUUGAUAUUUAUUUUUUACCUUAAACAAAUAAUUGAUUACAGCAACUGAUCCUCAAUCUUCGCGCCCUACUUGUUGCAAUCAACCAAAAAUUGCCAAUGUUGAAUAUAUACUUCCCACCUACUGUACGCUUCAAUUACAUCAACUUUAUCAAUUACUAUAGUGAAUAUCUUGCGAGAAUCAACACUCCACAACAAUUCAAUGUGAGUUUGCUAAAAAAAAAGUCAUCAAAAAUCCUUAAGAAUUGAGAGAAAGUACCAAAAUUACAAAUAACUCUUGUCUCAUUGGGACUAAUUUGUUUGUUGUUUCAUAAUAAGUUGCAAAAAAAACCUUUCUAAAAUUUGAAAUCUGAAUCUGUUUUGUUUUUCCCUCGCGAAACGACAAUUAACAAAUGUUUUUUUACAGGAAAGAGCACCAAUCUUGGCAUUGGCGAUUCAAACAACUCACGAUGCAAUUGAUCAGUUGAUCAAUAGCUGUCAACAAAUCGUUCGCAUGCAAAUUGAAAUCAGCUCCCUCGAUAUUCCUCCACCAUAA
Caenorhabditis angaria is the source of this 563-nucleotide messenger RNA. Lineage: Eukaryota; Metazoa; Nematoda; Chromadorea; Rhabditida; Rhabditidae. The record is from the annotation of a GenBank genome assembly.